UAAGUAUAUCAUCACACUACGUAAAACAAAGCAUAUGUCGUCCGAUUGCAUCUGCAAGAUUCCAAUUCCAGUUACAAUUCACGCGAUACGUUCAUCACAAACCAAAAACAUCGAUUGGAUGACAAUAUACCAAUUUGCCAGUUUAUAAUUUUGAAUUUCUCUCACGACAUCAGAUCUCUGACGAAUUUUCAGAUGAAACUUUCAUUUCUAAGUGGUCGUCGAUUUCGUCAAUUUCUAGAUUUAUUGCUGUCGUCGUCAUUAUCAUCAUGUAUACUGGUAAUCUGCUAGGGUUCGGUCUCGCCGUCUCUUCUAGUGCAUUCAUCGGAUCAAGUUUCAUUAUAAAAAAGAAAGGUCUCCAAAGGGCUGGUGCUUCUGGUGCUCGCGCGGGCUCAGGAGGCUACGGUUAUCUGCUGGAGCCACUAUGGUGGAUUGGCAUGUUCACUAUGGUUGUUGGAGAAUUUGCCAAUUUUGUAGCUUACAUCUAUGCUCCAGCAGUGCUUGUGACUCCACUAGGAGCAUUGAGUAUUAUCGUGAGUGCUGUUCUAGCACAUUUUUUACUGAAUGAGAAACUGAGGAAAGUGGGAGUACUGGGGUGUGUGCUUUGCAUAAUGGGUUCCACUGUUAUUGUGCUUCAUGCCCCUGCUGAACAUGCCAUAAGCUCUGUGGAAGAAAUUUGGGACUUAGCAACACAACCAACUUUUCUUUUGUAUACAGCAUCAGCAAUAGCUGUGGUGUUGGUAUUGGUGUUGUACUGUGAACCACGCUAUGGGCAGACUAAUAUGAUGGUGUAUAUUGGCGUAUGUUCCAUAAAUGGUUCAAUAACGGUUAUGAGCGUGAAAGCAAUAGGUAUCGCGAUAAAACUUACAUUAGAAGGCUCAAGCCAGGUGGCAAGCUACCAAACAUGGAUUUUUGUAAUGGUAGCUGUUACAUGCAUAAUCACUCAGUUGAAUUACUUAAACAAGGCUUUGGACACAUUUAAUACCGCAGUUGUUUCACCAAUCUAUUAUGCCAUGUUCACAUCAUUCACAAUUCUCGCAAGUGCUAUCAUGUUCAAGGACUGGUCUGGUCAGAGUGCUAGCACCAUUAUUUCUGUGCUUUGUGGGUUCAUGACUGUACUUUCUGGUACCAUGAUUUUGCACACUACAAGAGAACCUGAUCAACCACCUGUUUCAGACAUGUAUUCAUCACUUUCUCCUCAAAUAUCAUGGAUUGUGCAUGCAAAUGGUGAAAUAUGGAAGCACAAGGAUAAUGAAGAAUCAUGCCCCCCUGAAGUUGUUGCAAUAAUUCAACCAGAUCAUUUCAAAUGACAUACUUUUAGAAUGCAUACACACUACUGACUUUGAUUAAGAAUGCAGAAUGCAGAAGAAUGCCUCAAAAGUCAAAUAUGAUGUUGAUGCCAAUCACCCGAUGCAAGGAGAGGAGGAAGUAUUCUUGGCUUUCUGAAAGAUAUUCAUCUAACAUGGUGACGUGAUCUUUAUUUUUCUUUUUUCAUCUGUGAAAAUAGAAGAAACUUAUAUUUGUGUUUGGGAUCUUCAUCUCAUUAUAGGCCCCAAAACCAAAAGUAGUAUAAUAUUUAUUAUUAUUUCUUCUGUAUUACAAUUUAGUAGUGCAUGUAGGUGGUGUUAUGUUUUGUAAAUGCUCAACACAAACAGACAGUGUAUACCUUUGUUUUCAGUUUUCAA
Lactuca virosa is the source of this 1682-nucleotide messenger RNA. Lineage: Eukaryota; Viridiplantae; Streptophyta; Magnoliopsida; Asterales; Asteraceae. The record is from the annotation of a GenBank genome assembly.